UCCCCUGACAGCUACCGGUAAACAUGUGGAAGGCCUUAACUCCACUACUCAUUCUCGUGGUCGCCACUGUGGCGCCACUGACUUCCGCCGACGAAGGGAAGUACUCCACCAAGUACGACACCGUAGACCUGGACGAGAUCCUCAAUAAUGAUCCGCUCUUCAACAAUUACAUUGACUGCCUGCUGGACGAUGGUGACGAACGAUGCACCCCAAAGGGUAAGGAACUAAAGGGAGUCAUUCCGGACGCCUUGCACACUGAGUGUGCGAAAUGCAAUGAUAAGCAGAAAGCGAGAGUGGAUAAGGUUGUCAAGUUCAUAAAAGACAACAAGAAGGACGCGUUUGAGAAGCUGAAGGCCAAGUACGACCCCGACGGCACCUAUUUCGAGCGCUACGAGCACCAUCUGAAAGAACUUUCAUAAGCGAGCUGCACCACAGAGAACACCAGACACCUAAUUGGACGCCUUGUAUUCAUUCUGCCAACUCUCUUCAGAAGAAGUCACAAAUCGUUGACAACUAAGCAAUAACGACCAUUGAUCAUAUGAUGUCACUUAAUGUCCUUACAAAUGUGGUAACAAUUUCCUUAUGACAUUUGCAUCUGCUGUUGUCAAUUUACUACAUUACGUACACUGCUAAGAGUUCCAUCAACGUCUCUAAGUCAAGUUAUCAGAAUACCGACUGGUCCGAUUUUUAAAAAUGUAAUUGUUCUGAACUGUAGUUGCAUUAUUCAAAAUGAAAGUUUCUGCUGUUUUCAGUUCAUUGAAUGGAAAUUCUAAGGAGUGUUUUUUUUUAUCUUAGAAUAAGAAACCAUCUAGCGCUACAGGAUGUAUUUGUCAUACAUCAGCUAACUUUUAUUGUAUAUUAGAUAUUCAUUUCACAUACUCUGUUGUAUAUUGUGGUAAAAUGUACUAUUGACUGUAAUGCACUCUUCGAAAUAAAGUUUAUGUGUGUAAUUAUUAGCUGUUUUGUCUUAAUAACAAGCCACAUAG
Messenger RNA from Schistocerca gregaria, 986 nucleotides. Its product is annotated as ejaculatory bulb-specific protein 3-like. NCBI's taxonomy places the organism in Eukaryota, Metazoa, Arthropoda, Insecta, Orthoptera, Acrididae. The coding region runs from base 24 to 419 and encodes 131 amino acids. The transcript has a single exon. The record is from RefSeq and is a predicted model, not a curated record.